Molecule: messenger RNA, 3628 nt
Organism: Poecilia reticulata (guppy)
Lineage: Eukaryota; Metazoa; Chordata; Actinopteri; Cyprinodontiformes; Poeciliidae
Gene: vstm2b
Product: V-set and transmembrane domain containing 2B
Cellular component (GO): membrane
Source: RefSeq, a predicted model, not a curated record
CUCAGUGCAGUGGGAGGACUCCAGCGCCGUGACAGCAGCAGUGAGGACACACUCAGAUUAACACCAGGGUGAAGUUCUCCUCCCCGGUCACAGCCUGCUGCAGCACCACGCUGCCGCCUCUCCCUGCUCUAUCUGGAGCCAGGGAUGUGAUGGGGUUUGGAUCUGAGCCCAGCCCAGGAGAGGCUUCCCUACAGCGGGUUGUCGGGCUGAUGAUGGAGUGCCGCUGACCGCAGGGAACUUGUCUCAGUCCUCCCAGAGGCUCGUUGGGGAAUAACUCAGCCACUGGAUCAGCAGGAGAUUAAAGCCGCCUCCCUGCACCGCUACUUCCUGCCCCUCUGCUGCCAAGCUGAAGUGUGGGCAGACUGAGUGUCCAGCUCCGGGUGUCGGAGCAGCUAUAUGUUGCUCCUGGGCUUCAGUCUGCAUUCCCACUUAUUGGAGCUGACUUAUCCCAUCGCUUCCGGGUUCACACCAUGACCUUUUCAUGUCUGCCGUGAAAGUGCCAGCCUCCCUGUGAGAUGGAAAAGUCCAGACUCUACAGACUCUUCUACUACUUCAUUCUCAAUUCCCCCUUGGUGAUUUAUGCAGAUGCCGCGUUCACUGAAGUCCCGGAGGAUGUGAGUGUUGGGGAAGGAGAGGAUGUGGAGAUGCCCUGUGCCUUCAAAGCCCUCAGCUCUGCUCCUAUGUCUUUGGAAAUUCAGUGGUGGUACAACAAGCUGGACAGCCCCAAAGAAGGACCUGAUGAGCUGCAGAACAGGGUCAAGGGCAGCUUAAGAGAAGCUACAAAAAUAAGUACUGUGCGUGUUCAGGGGAACGCCAUCUCCCACCGCCUUAGCCUGUCUAAAGUGAAGAAGGAGGACGGGGGGGUGUAUGAGUGCCGUGUGUCUGAUUUGUGGGCUGAAGAGGAUCAGGACUUUACAGUUCAUGCUACACUGACCAUCACUGCAGGAGGCGGCAUGGUGGCAGAGGAGGCUGUGUCACACAUUCAGAACUGCUGGUCGCUAAGGAAUGCCAACGCAGCUCUGGGAGGGGGCCAACUGGGAGGAGCCACUUCUAAACCCAGCCAAGGACUGACAGGAGGAUCCAGGGAAGGGCAGGAGAAGCAGCGGGUUCCUCAGCUGGCCCAGUCUGACCUCCUGCCCUCCGUGUCGUCCACCACGGACUUGGCCACUACCUCAGUGGCCAAGUCCGCCGCCUCGCAGCUGCCGGAGAGCGCAGCAGUCCUCUGGCACAGAGCUGAAUUCUGGCAAUCCUCCUGUUGCCCUGUAGGAAAGUACCAUUCCAUUUCUGUAAGUUAUGCCCUUUAUUGUCACACACUGUGCAAGGUUGACCUCUAGUAUGUCUGGGAAUCUAUGCCUAAUGAUGUUUGCCAUCUCUUCUUUAAGCAAAUCCACUGGAAAUGUUGUUAUAGCUGAGACCUCGAGUUUAGACUUACCAAGAGAUGGGGAGCUUAGAUGGUAUGCUAUCAUCAUCUGAUGCUUUGAGGCCAAUGAGAGAGGUACAUUUUUGAAGCAGCUUGUGUGUCUGAUGACCUGCUUGAAAAAGCUAUGCUUAGCUUCAAAACGCAUUGUCCACUGCCCAACUACUGGACCGAAAAGCCUGAUCAUCUGUGGAUAAUGCUCCAAAUAAUGGUGUUUGGGUAGUAGCUUGAUAUCAGGGAGCAGUGCCUGAUAUCUCUGUCUGUGCUCUAUGAUUUUGCUUUCCAAAAAGGCCAGUGAGUCAUCACUAUGAGCAGGAGAAACAACAAGUUUGGUUAUAUCCUUCAGAUCCAUGAGAACAAGCCACGCAGGCUCAUCCUCAGGCACAAGUGAUCCAACUAAAAAAGGCAAGAACCGAAGCAAACUCCAAUUUUUGUGUGCAUUUCCUCCAACAGUUUUUGUGCUACAGAAGGUUUGUGACACUACAUGAGGUCUGUUUGUCUUAUCUGCCCAUUUGUAGGGGAACUUCAGAAUCGCAUUGUUCAAGUCGGCUAAUGUGAAAAACUUCUUUGAUAUGAGGACUGUCAAGCAAUGAGCCAACUCUACUGGGAUUAUACCCUCAAAAACAUCAUGGGCAAGAUCUGGUGGAUAACCAAAAAUUACAUGAAAGUGCGACAGAUUUUUUGAGAAGACACAUUCUCUUUUAACGCCAUAACAGCUUGUACCUGUCUCUUGAGCUUCUUUUACAUGGACCUGCUGAAGCUCUUUGUUUCUUAGCUGGAAAACACCAUAUGCUACAGAAUGUAGCUGAAUGUCACUGCUUCUACCUGUGCAAAAUCUGCAAUAAUAUUCCACAGAAAAACUUUGCAUAAAUCCUGCAACACUGUGUGCACCAAGGUUAUCUGGAACUACACUUAUGACUGUACUUUUAACCAACUCUCCUAAAAGUGGAACAUAAAUGCCAUGUUCUUCAAGAUUUUUCAGAUCAUGUAGAAGAGGUUCCAAUAUUUUGUCAACCGUAGGUUUUAACAUCUGUGGUUUUGCAUAACACUGCUAAGUAGAUGGAGGAUAAGGAAGAAUGAGAUUCAGGAGGCAAGUUAGCUAAAACCCAAUAAAUGGCACAAAGUUUGUGUUUCUUCCGUGAGGUACCAAGUGGGUUACACACUUCAAAGUCAUCCACAUAAAAACGUAAAGAAAGCCUUAGCUUCUCUCCAGUAAGGAAAGUAUUUUCCUUAAAUAAGGAACCAUCACUUGAUUUCCGAUAACAAUAUGAACCAGUAGUAUUUGUUUCCUUCUGUUUUUUGUGGCAUUCAACUACUUCAUCAACAAUAUCACUUCUAUUCAAAAGCUGCUGUAACAACUUCAGUAAUGGUACAUAUUGGAAGCUUUGUUUAUUUUUAACAUCAAGGAUAUAUUCAACUGGUUCUACAACACAGAAAUUAUUCUUGUAAUACUUCUUACGCAGAUACUCUGUGCUUAGAAGACCACCCUUUUGUAUGCAUUGUGGCACAGGAUUGCCUGAACAAACUGCACUAACAGUCUCUGUGACAACCACAUUAUCUACAUGUAGGUUUCUUUGAUUCAAUAUGUUUGUUACAAUGUCACAGGACAAUGGUAUGGGUGCAGUACAAAUCAAAUGAUACAGCUCCUCUAGAAAUGCAUCAGUAGCUGUGCUUGGAACAUGGACCAAAUGCUCGAGUUUUAGCAAAGCAGCUGCAAAUCUUUGCUCUAUGAGUUUUUCCAAGUCCUCAGUAUGACACGGGCUGUGUGAAGGAACAAUGGCAUCCAACUGCUCUACAAACUGACUAUUUCCCUCAAAUUCAUUUGCAGAAGGGGUCUCUUUUUUAACUAUGCCUUGUUUAAAAUCAAACACAGUGUAGUGACUGUACGGUUUUUGUGUGACGUAAAUGUAGAGUAAACGUUUGUUUUAAAGUUACAACCUAGGAACAUACAAGUAAGUGUCUCAUUUCUUUUUAGAUGUGAAUAUAUGUGAGCAAAAUAGUCCCGCACUGAUGCCAAAUCAUUGCAUUCACAAAGGUGACAACAGAAAAUAGCUUUUGUUGUAGUGGUCAACACUGUUUUGUGGCAUUUAUUUUGAUGGACAAUAAGUGCAUUCCAUGUUUUAAAGGUGCAUGGACAAUGCAGGUAUGUACAUGGAAAGUGGCAAUGACGUCCAAAAUGUGGAUGUUUUAAUUUGUAGUGAUGCAAAAGCU